Ectocarpus sp. CCAP 1310/34 is the source of this 1104-nucleotide messenger RNA. NCBI's taxonomy places the organism in Eukaryota, Phaeophyceae, Ectocarpales, Ectocarpaceae. The record is from the annotation of a GenBank genome assembly.
AUGCUGAUGCGUUCGUGGAUCCUUCAUGCAUGCCAUACGGCCGCGUCCUUCCAUCUCGGCGUACAUCGUACACAGCGUCUGCUCGAGCACUUCUACUGGUGGAUUGGUUUGGAUGGUUCCGUGCGCUGGUGGCUUCGGGCGUGUUUGGUAUGUCAAGCUCGCAAGACUUCACGUCAGACCGCUCGGUGGCCCGUCAUCGCUAUGCCAUUGCCGCAGGGGCCUGGUACGGUCGUCGGCGUCGACUUCUUCGGACCUCUGCCAGUGACUGCCAAGGGCAACUCCUACAUUUUGUUGUUCACAGACCGUUUCAGUCGGAGAGCCGACAUGUUCGCAGUUACAGCGGCGGAAUUUACGGCGAGAGGGACGGCUCACAUCUUCGUCAACCAAUACAUGACCAAGUGGGGAUGUCCGACUACGUUAUUGUCGGACAAUGGACUACAUUUCUGCUCGAAGCUCUCCAUGGCGAUCUACAAGGUGAUGAAGAUCAAGAAGGUCACCACCAGCUCUUACCACCCACAGACCAACGGCGGCACUGAACACGUCAACCACACGAUGGCCCAGAUGCUUGUGGUGGUCGUCAACGAACAGCAAAACGAUUGGGACAUACAUCUCCCGCACGUUGAGUUUGCCUACAACAAUUCCGUGAACCAGUCUACUGGAUUAGCGCCAAACGAGAUCCACAUCGGACGCAUCCCGCGACUCCCGCUUUCGGUCUUCGAUCGUCCCACGGUAGGUGGUCAUCAAAGCUUGGCCCGCGAUCAACUCGAGUAUUGCAACCUGGCUGUCGAUCGCCAGCGCCGGGCCUACGAACUUGUCCGCGAGUACAACGCGCUGAAGAUUUCGCGAGUCGAACACCGCAAUUCAUCCCUGCUGGACACCAUCCACAAGCUCCCUCAGUUUACCGUUGGCGGGUGGGCUUGGGUGUACAACACGGCUGCUACAAUUUGACAGGGUGUGGAGAAGGACACGGACCAACAGGUGCUCAAGGCCAAAUUCGCACUCUCCUGGACGGGGCCCUACAAGGUUCUUGCGGUGGGUCCCACCUCUGCCGACGCCACUCCGGACGGCCCCCCGUUGGCGCAUAAACUCCUCUACCUGGACCUG